Candidula unifasciata is the source of this 1143-nucleotide messenger RNA. The record is from the annotation of a GenBank genome assembly. Lineage: Eukaryota; Metazoa; Mollusca; Gastropoda; Stylommatophora; Geomitridae.
AUGGCUGCAAAGUCACUUUACAGCUGCAUGCGAUCUGCCCAAACAACUUUGUUUGUUUCUGGUAGUUGCACUUUACGUUCACUUUUGCCUUCCAGCGUCACUUGUGUACAGCAAGUUCGUCACCGACGCUAUCCAGCAUUUAUUGUCCGCCCGAGCAUAAGGAAACCAUGGCAUGUACGAAAGUGGACUACAAAAAGUGACGGGGACCUUAUUGCCAGCAAUGAAGCAUUUGUCAAAGACGUUUUAAUUGAUAAAUAUACAGGAGUGGGCAAAGUGGAAAGUCCGCUGAAAGAUGGACCCUGGGAGAGAAACCCCUUUGUGCAUGGGACACGGAGGACAGGCGUGCUAGCUUUGAAACUAGGCACCACUGAACAGUACACAAAAGAAGGGAAUGUGUUUACCGUGACUUUGUUACAGGUGUUAGACAACCAUGUGAUCAACUAUGUGCCCCCUGAAGUGUAUGCCACGUACCCCAGCCAUCGGCCCCACCAGGGCGAGAAGUUUGGCCUGCAGAUUGUUGGUGCUCUGAGCUGUGACCCCAGAAUGUUCUCUAAGGCUUACAACAAUUUGUUUAUGAAAGCUGGUGUCCCACCCAAGCGUUGGCUUACCAGAUUUUUAAUUACGCCAAAUGCUGCAGUCCAACCAGGUACCCCACUGUGUGUCAACCAUUUUAGAGUUGGUGACCAUGUGGAUGUCCAGUCUCGAACGAGGGACUGGGGAUUUCAAGGUGUCAUCAAGAGGUGGGGAAUGAAAGGAAUGCCAGCCUCUCAUGGUGUUACCAAGUCUCACAGGAAGAUGGGCAGUACUGGAGGUGGAGGAGACAAAGGUGGCAUUUGGAGAGGCAAGCAUAUGCCUGGCAUCAUGGGUAACAGGCUGAGCGUACAACAUAAUCUCAAGAUCUGGAGAAUCAACACAAAAUACAACAUACUGUAUGUGACAGGCCCUGCCAUUGCUGGCUUGCCUCACACAUUUGUCCGAGUUAGUGAUACCCUGAUCCCAACAAGAAGGAUCAAAGAAGAAGAUGCAGGAAACUUACCCAUGCCCACAUGGUAUCCUGAAGAUGAGACGGAGCCCAUCCCUGAGGAGUUGUUUGAUGAGCAGCUGUUCAGGUUCACAGAUCCAUCCGUUGAGAUAACUUCAUAG